CCUAUACGUACCUACUAGAAAUGUAUGGCUUCUAAGUAUAGUUAGUACAUCGUGCGCGAAGGUUAGGAGCAGUUAAAUGAUCAAACGUGGGUUAUGUGAAAAUAACAGCUCCUGUCACAAUGUGCUAUAUAAUAAUGUUAUUGUGAUAUUACAAUAGUAAACGUAUAUUGAUAUACGCGUAAAUACAACAUCCGUGUGAUCCGCCACGGAAUACAUGGAUGUUGCGAACGGACAAAAGCCCCUUAGCGGGCAACCUUCUGCCAUUGGUAGUUCAGGAAUGGACAAAGGGAAAGAGUGGCAGAUGGAACUGCUUAUGGAAAAAUUACGUUCCAAAGCUUCUACAUUCAAAUCCUUGGUGGAAACUGCCAAAAAUUUACGGAUGGCUAUGCUAGAUAAAAGAUUUGCAAUCGACAGUGCUGAAAAAAGUCAACUACAAAAAUGUUUAGAUACUUUACAACAUUCCAUUAAAGUAACCUCUUUACAAUCCAUGGUAGAACGUUUGGAGAGUUUAACUAGGCAACUGGGCUUAAAGUUUAUGAUGUCUGGUCCACCAGGUACAGAAUUAUUUAUUUCCUCAGACAUGUUCUUUUUGGAGAUUCUUUUGGAGCCAACAGGUGUAGUUAAAGAUGUUAAAAUUCAUCAUGAAGGGAAAAACGAACAGCAGAGCUGUGAUGUACUGGUGUCUUGUUUGUCAAGAGGAGAUUUUCUUGAUUUUACAAUACAAUUGGAAGGUUUAGCUUCAAUAUAUCAAUUAAAUGCUGAUAAGAAGAUAAAAUGUAAAGCAUUCAGUGCUCUACAGUCAUUGGAAGCUGAUCUGGGUAUCUUAGCUCAGUUGCAAACGUUUAUAAAAGAACCUUUUAAUCUUGUUCAUAAAAGUCCAGUUGGAAUUCUUGAGCGAAGAAGAGGAGGUCAUGCGAUGAAGUUGACAUAUUUUGUUUCUCCUUAUGAUUUAAUAGAUCAGGAGAAUCGUACCUGUGAUGCAUUGAAUUCAGAAAUAGUUAUUAAACGGAAGAUUGGUCAUUCCGUUACAGUUUGUAUGGAAGGUUCGACUGCUCACAAGUUGCCUACAUCUAGUAUCAUAACUGUAAAUAGAAGUCCUACAGGAAAAAGUACCCCGUCUUAUGCUCCAUUAACUGGUACAAAUUCAUCAGUGUUACCUGCUUGUUUCGUAUUGAAGCUUGCUAAAAAGAUGCCCAUGUGUAUGGAACUAGUACGUAGGAUACAGAAAGUAACGGAGUUAGAAUGUGGAGACAUAUCCGCUCCCCAUCCGUUACUUAGUUUGAUUAUUCUGCAUGCCAGUGAAGGACAAUUGGAUUGUCGGAAUAACAGAGGACUCUACGCUACUUUACCAGACCAACAGCAUUGUUAUUUCAUGACGGAGAAUAAAAAUAUGGAAGGUGUGUUAGUGUGUAGUAUUCCUUUCACUCAUCCGGCACACGUCCCACAAAUUUUGGUAUACCUGCGUCAACAAGCGCUCUUUAACACUUUGAUCGCUAGUUGCGUCAGACCUAUGGCUCGGCAAGAUCCAGAACACGCAACUAUAUUCGAAGUAAGUGCUUUAUCGUGGCAACACAUAUCGGUAAGUUUGGAGCAUCCUUUCGAAGAGACAAUGGCGACGGCGGAAUUGGAUUUAACAGAUAUCUCUGCCCUCAAGUGCAAAUUGUACGGUAUAAGUAUAACGAACACGGAACAGACGUCAGAUUUGACCGGAAAAGUCUUGCAAAAGUGUUUGAGUAUACCUCUGACAAUGAGAAUUCUCAUGAAAUCGUGGGAGAGCCGCGACUCUUUAAGUACGAUGAAUAAUUUGAAUAGCGGAAACGGGAACUACAAUGUAAAUCAUGGUUCCGGCAAAGAUCCGAGCAGCCAAAAUGGUUCCGGGAUGCCCGACUUCACUAACGGCGAAACGAAGAUCAAACAGGAACCUGGAUUGAAUAACGGGAACGGAACAAUGGGUAGGCAGCAGACAUCGCAACAGCAACAACAGCAACAACAGCAGUCUUUUUUAGAUGCCGGAACGGAGAAUAGUAUCGGGUUUCCGUCGUAUUCCGGCCAAUCCGAUACCGCAACUACUGCUAUGUUAAAUCCAUUACAAUUGGGAGCGUUGCUCGGGCAGGCAAAAAACUCUAUGUCCAAUCCAAUGAACGAACGUACAAAAAAGACGCGUAAGAGGAAAGCUGCGGACGGUAUUUGGCGAAGUCCAAAAAGAAAGGGAGACGAAAGCGCCGAGAUAUUGUUGGAGAGCUCUAGUUCGGACUCGACGCCGCUCGGCACACCGACCGGUGGCAGAGAAAAUUUAAACGAGACAAGGACAUCGACGCCAACGUCAGCUACGAGUUUAACCAGCGGUUUGGAUCUUUCUAACUUAGAUCCGACCGACAUUUUGGGAACGGACAAGAGCUCCGAUUACGAUCUCGAUAACGAGAGUGAAAUAACGGAGGUUCAUGAUUUACAAGACGUCGAGGAAUUGAUCAAACGCGAUCGUAAGUCGAGGAAAAGAGAGGAGAAAAAGAGCCCGAUUAUAUUCGAAGAGAACAAAAGUCUGGUGCCGCCUUCAGUAAGUAUAACACCAAUUUCAAGCAGUAGUUUGGGUCAGACUACCAACUAUAACUCUGUACUUACGGGGAUGGGUUUGGAAAGGAGGCCAGGCAUUGAAAUAAUACCGAUCGCAUCGUCACCGCAAACUACUUUACCGAGCUCUAUCACUAUAACUCCGAUAGCCGGGCCGACACAGUCGAAAAAUCUGACAGACGAACGUAGAGAACGAAAAAGUUCGAAGGGGAAAUCGACAGAGGAUAAGGGAAAAUUGGAGAAGAGACGUAAACGUAAGAGAGAGGACAGUCCUAUGGGACCGCCACCGGACAAAAUAUCUAAACAGGAUCCAUUGUCGAAACCUGUCUCGGUAAGCAUCAAGCCGACCGAAUCGCCGCCAAACUUGAGCUCACGACCGUCGUCACCCGCGACGACGUUGCGAAAGUUCAGUCCGUCUCCGACGCAUACCAGUCCUCUAGCUCUCGUAGGUAAGUCCAGCCCUACAUUGAAACAGUCAGCAAACAAGCCAGUGCAAAGUCCAAAGCACUCUCCGGUCUAUAGCAGUAGUCCAAAACACACGCCGGUACCUGCGAGUGUAAGCCCGAAGCAUGGCACCUCGUCGCCAAAGCACGGCAGUUCGGCAAGCACGGGGAAACCGAGUAUGUCUGCGUUGAAAUCCGCGGCGAAUUCACCAUCAAGCAAAACUACCGACUCUGGACAGUCGAAGAUAAAAUCUUCUUCCUCUUCGUCGAGCAAAGACUCCACUCGAGAAAAGGAGAGGAAAACGUCGUCUUUGGCCUUCGGUGGGUCGAGCGGCCAUCAAAGUCCAAAGACCAAAUCGUCCAGCGGUAAGUUGAAACAACUGGAAUUAAUUCCUAGCGGGGAGGCGCAGACCACGUUGCCCAGCAGUGGCGGUAACACACCGCCGUCGGGCAAUUCUGAGCUGGGCAAGUCGGCCAUCGCUCAGCAACAGGCGAGAAACCGAAAGGGUUCGUUGAGCGCCGUCAUCGACAAGUUGAAAAAUGCUCAGCACUGUACGGACGACGGCGGCAACGGUGGAACGAAGUCGGCAACUGCUGGAAGUGGUAAUUCCAGCAGUCAGAAGGAAAGGAGUCUCGGUAGCUCCUCGAACAAAGCUACGGAGGGCAAGUGUAUCAGCAAAAACUCAUCCAUGGAUACGAAAAAUCCCGCAGAGUAUAUGGUGAAACAUAGCUCCGAUGGAAUGAAGAUAACGAUUAAUAAAACACGGACAAAAGACUCGAAGUCCGGUGGGAAUCUGAAACUGUCCUCGUCCUCGACGAAUGUCGCGACUGGUACAUCUUCGAGUUCAUCCGCGUCGUCGACGACUAUAUCGGGCAAUGGUUCACCGAAAACUCACACCGGUUUGAAGCCGGGAGUAAGUUCUGGCCCCGCGUCGAAGAAACCGCCGUCUCAAACGUCGCCGAAGCUAUCCGGAUCCACUUCCGGCAGCAGCAGCGGUAACAAAACGACUCUUCUAGGACAAAAGAUGUUGACUGCCUUGAAGUCUAUCUCAGGAUCGAAUUCUGGAAGUGGUAACGGAGCUGGAGGAAUCAAUGUCGGUAGCAGCGGUAGUAGCGCUUUGCUUUCGAAAAACGUCAUGUCCUCCAAAUCCUCCUCGAGCUCCCCGAAGACAGCCAGUUCCGGUGUGACGGAUCUCAGCCGGAAUCGUGAUAAAUCCCGAUUGUCGAAAUCCGGUGACAAGAGUAUAUUUCCCUCGAAAGGGAUUGGAGACACUAGGAAGUCGAGUCCAUCGGGUCUGCGAGAGGAAAGCGAGAGCGAAAGAGCAUUUAAACUGUUGGCUGCUCACGCUUCCAUGUCGAACCUAUCGAAUUUACCUAAUUUACCACCGCAAUUGGUCGUCGAGGGUCUUAUGAAGCAAUUGGACACUAAAUUUCAAAUACCCAAGCUGUCCGCCAGAGCUAACGCAGACUCCAGCGACAAGAAAUCUGAGAAAUUGUCCAUGCUUCCCGAUAGUGGGAAAACGUUGGACAAUCUCGCGGCGAAGCAGACGACGGAACAGGGAAAGCUGCAAACGUUGUCGAACACGUCGAGCACUGUCUCCAAAACGAGCUCGGAGGAUCAAUCGAGCCAGAGUAGAAGAGAUCAUGUACAAACGAAGCCUGACAAUCUCUCUAUGACGAGCGCAACCUCGAUAAUAAACCUCGGUACGGAUAGUGCCAGUAAUCUUCUACUUCCCUCUUUAUCUAGCAGUAGCUCGCACGAUCUGGACAUCCCCACGAAUCUCUCGAUGCAGUCAACGGAGAACGAGUCCCGCGACAAGGAACCACCGAUGAGUAGGAGUAACACGCAGUUUCUGGGUAGCAGCUUGAACUCCACUGCCAUUGGCAAAGACGACAACAGUGGCAGUGGACCGGUAAUGGCCGUUCUACCGAAAGGAUCCGAUUCACAGCCUACCAGUAAAUCCGUGUAUCCUACGAUGAUGACGACAGGUACAAUAACCAGCGGGAAUGGGACAGUUGCAGCGAGCUCUGGCAACGGGACUUCCGAGAGCCUGAACCUGAGCAUCAAGCCGGUAGAUGCCACGAUGACAAAGUACAAAUCCGACGAGAAGAAGCAGCAACAACAACCGCAGCAGUCUCAGCAGCAACAGCAGCAGCAGCAGCAGCAGCAACAACAACAACAGUCUCAAACAUCUGCUCAGCAACAGCAACAAUCUCAGCAGGUAUCGCAGUCGCAGCCACAGUCGCAACAACAGCAACAGCCACAACUGCCGCAAGUUCCGUCUUCCGGAGGAUCUUCCUCUUCGUCCUCGUUGGGAAUAACAGUGUCUUCGGAGAGUUCGUCCAGCACGAUGAAGCCUCCUGGCACCGAGAUACCCACGACGACGUCCCAAGAAGCUGCCGAAAUGCUGUUAGACUUUUCCACGCCGAAGGACGUGGCCAAGAGUCUGAACUUCACCAGCAUCCCCGAGAGAGCCAUGACCCAGGCAGCCUCGGUUCGCAGAAACACGCCACCGCCACCGCCGCCUGCCUUCCCAGCCAGUCCUUCCGUCAGCGUGCACAUCGUGAAAAGUCCUGCACCAUCGCCGAGAGUCAUCCCGCCCUCGCCUCACUCCGCCUCGCCGUGCAUCACCGACGACGAGCUGAUGGACGAGGCGCUGGUGGGAAUGGGUAAAUGAAGGUUACUGAAACUCUAGAUUUAAUUUUAGCCGCGAUCGGCACACAGGGUGUUCCGAAAUGUUGGCUGCUAUUGAAUUCAGCCGGUCCGCUGUGCACCACGUUUUCCGACCGCGGUGGACAGAUUCGGAAUUGCCCUCGAGUUAGUUGGCACUUGAAUGUUUUUGUAAAAUAAUUUUUGGAAAUUUUUGGUUUCUUUGUUGUACCUAGCUUCUUGUUUUUCUCUUGUUGUUGUGAUCGAGAUUUUAAGGAUAAUGAUUACAGGCGAGAAACGCGAUAAGUCGUAAUGUCUAUGUUUCCUAGCCUCGUGAUGAUUUUUAAAAUUAUGCUUGUCACGUGAUUGAAAUAUUGUUUGUUUCUUAAUGUCGCUUCGGUUUCGGUAAAGCUAACUAUAUUUUUGGAUUUUGGAUUGGACGAAACUAACUAUAUUUUAGGAUUUUGGAUUGAACGAAACUAACUAUAUUUUAGAAUAGAUUCUGUUGAGAUGAUCAUAAACGAUAUUAAAGUGAAAAGAAUUACUUAUCGUGUUUCUCUUUCCUGUAAUUUUUAAAUACUGAUCAUUAUUUCACAUUGAGUGAAAAAUAAAAGGGAGACGCAAUAGCAGCGAGAUUGUUAGUUUUCAUUGAAUUCGAUUUGUAACGAUUUUAAGUGAAGAUGUGUGCAUUUGUAUUUGAAUAUUUAUUUAAUGCGUGUCAUUUACAAAGAUACGAAGAAUCGUUUUACGCGAAUGUAACAAUAAUCGUGAGAGAUUUCAACAUUGUUUCGUGUCGUUUAUUAAUAUCAAUCAAACUUGAUGAAUUCACAGUUUUACGCUUUCCUGACAUUAUACAAAUAAAUUAACAGAAUUGAUUAAUUAGCGAAGCGGAAAAGAUUGAUUGCGCGAAUGAAACAGAUUAUUCUGAUACUCAAUUAUUUUUAUUUUUUAAAUAAUUAAUUUUAUCUAAUCUAUAAGCUACGAAAGUUUGGAAGUUUUCUCUUGAGGAAACGAUUUAAUUUGACCAGAUCUUAGUAUUUAGUAUAUAUAUAUAUAUAUAUAUAUAUAUAUAUAUAAAGUACCAUUUUUAGUAUCGAGUAUCUUUUUCUCUGACUAGAUAUCUUCUUUUCUUUAGUUUCUUUGACUAGAUAAAUAUCUUUGUAAAUAACAUAUACAUUUGCAUAUACAUUUUCACUCGUAACGUGUAUUUUACUCGAUUAUUGAAUUAUACUUGAUAAUUCAUUUAACAUUUUACGAAUCAUUUUUUAGAAAAAUUUGUGCGCUCGAUAAUAUAUCUUUCCACGAGUUGGGCGUCUGAGAUUUUUCAGUGAAGCAUUUUCAAUUCGUUUUCCAAGGAUUAAACAAUUGAUAGAUGUCAGAAGGGGACACCCUGUACAUAAAUGAGAAUUUUCACUUCUGAAAUGUCCUGCCGAAUACAUAGUACAUACAUAUAUAAUUAUAUAUAUAUAUAUAUAUAUACAUUUACGUCAUUGUAUGCGAAUCUUGACGCGAGUUCAAUUUUCUUAGGUAUAUGUAUAUAUAAAAAGAAAAAAAUAAAAUUGUGUAUAUCAGAGUGAUUUAUUAUUAUAAAUAAAAUUCAGACGCCGUGAUAGGAGGACUCGAGGCUAGCAAUAAAAUGAUUGUUUAUAGAUUUCUAAGAAAAAGAGAGAGAGAGAGAGAGAGAGUGUGUGUGUGUGUGUGUGUGUGUGUAUGUGUGUGUGAAAAAAAGUGAACGAUGUAUUAAAUGUUCGCAGCAUAUGAGGAAUAAUAUAGACAAGUACAUAACAAGUUAUUUUCGAUAGAAAUCCAUGUUGGACAAUAUUUGUAAGGGCACCGUGGAAUGGGCAUGCGGUAUUAAAUAUAUAGUUAGAAUAUUUCCCGAUUAGUGUAUUUCACACGUCUGAAACUUUUACUAAUUACGAGUACAAAUGUUUCAAAGGUAAUAAUAUCACUCAGAAAUUAUUUACGUUAGAAAUUACACGAAGACGAUUUUUAAGAGAAAGAAGAACCAUCGUAUUGAACAUAUCCUGUUCGUUUCUGACCAGAAAUUCCUUUUUCUUUAAAAGAUAGAUUUUUAGACAGAAAUUGUUUAUUUAAGUUAUGUGGAAUAUACUAUUUUGGAAAUACCGUACUGUGAAGAAAUUUUAUUGGACGAAUGGCCGUGAGAAAGGAUAGAUCAUAUAGCCAACGAUCAAGUCCUUUAUCCUUACCUUCCUGUUCUUGUACUCGCUCCAAUUGUCCUUCCUCGUAACAGUUCUUCGGCAGUCUACAACGAAGAAAAAUCAGUGCUUCGAUAUUGUAAGAAAUUAUUUCCAUAAUUUGAGCAAUCCUUGCUUGACGAAUGUUCGUGAAUAUUCGCGAAGAAAGAAAAAAGAGAAGGAAAUGAAAUGAAUGCAUCGAAAAUUAAUUUUGUCGCGUAUUAGGAAUGAAACUUUGUAGAAACAAUGAGAAUCAAAAGCAGUAUUGUAUUCAAGCAGAGUGUCGUUUCAUUUUUUUUACCGAAGAAUAUUUUAGAGCGAAUAGAUCACAGAAAAUCAUGGAUCGAAGUAUCGGAGGACACGACGGGGUGAUAAAAAUCCAUCGAAACUUACGAAAGACUUUCUCACAAACGAAUUCACCGGAUUUUUAUGGAGUUUUAUCAGAAUCGAUACUUUUUAAUUAAGAAAAUUUUUCUAUGUAUCCUCAGCUGCGCGAUAGAAAAUUAUGAAUCGAAGGAAGUAAGCGGAAGGGAAGAGAUAGUAGGUACCAAGUGCCAAGUAUAGGUAAAAAAAAAAAAAAAAGAAAAAGGAAAAACGAAGAUUUUCGAAGAUAGAAUUUCAGUUCUUUGAUGUACCUUUGAUUUCUUAUCAUUUCAGCAAGUUAUUUUAAAUUAAUUUAAUUAAAAUAAAAUGAAGUUUAAUUGAUUUGUGAUUCAUCGGCAAUUUAAUAACAAUGAUUGUUCUACAUGUUAUUUUUUUGUGUAAUAUUCUCCUUUCCCAAAGGAUUGAAAUUUUGAUCUUCAGAAAAUGGACACGUUGUCUUUGUACAAAUUAGGCAAAAAUUUUUCGGCUCGAAGAUCGAAUAAUCGCCGACGUGUCAACCUGCGGCGUGAUUAUUCGAUGUUCGAACCAAAGAUCAAGAAGAGAAAACAGACACGGAAGUUAUAUGAAUAGAGUAAACGAAUUAUAUGUCUGUUGCGGAUAAUUAAAAAAUAUUAGAGAGAGAGAGAGAGAGAAAAUGACAAGUAAAUUAAGAUGAUGACAUACGUUCGCUUUCCAGGUGUAAAUUUAAUGAAAAUUGUAUUUUCAAGCGGGAGCACCGUAUUACAGACAAUACUUUGCUUCGACAGAUAAAAAGAAAAUUGAAUGAGAGAGAGGAAGAAAUUCUCCUUGAAGAGGAAAUUGUCCGGUGCUCCCGAGAGAAAAAAAAAAAUGUGGUUUAUUUUUUCAAUACUCACAAUGAUGUAUAUAGAGCUGUUGUAAACAAAGGAACAAAAAAAUAUACAAGUAUGACGAAUAUAAAAGAUCAAUGAAUUCAACAUAAACGAGAGAGGCAAAGAGAAGAUAGAAUGCGAGAGAGAUGCUCGGUUAGUGAUUAUUGUUUGUAAUUAUUUAUUUCAGUUUAUGCAUAAAACGUAUGUAUUACUUUUCUAUUAGCAAGACAUUCUUAAUUUCUUAUGCUAGAUUUGUUUUUGUCGGUUCGAAGAUUCCCGAGACACUUUAUAUAAUAAAAUACUUUUGCGUCAGUUGCGAAGAAACGGAAAGGAAUUGUGGGUGAAAGUGGUAUAAUUUCAAUUUUGAAUUUGUCUCGUCUGUUUUCGUGAAACUGUUACAGAAAUGGCAAGCAAAGUGUCAAACCUAAUUUUCAUUUUGCAAUGUUUGCUGUUAUAAAUUGAAAUAUUGACUUUCUUCGAGGCCGAAUGAAUCUUUUGUUAGAAAAUUGAAUAAUGUUGUAACAUUUCGGAUGUAAUUUAACGCACUGUAAAGACGUCGCGUGGAACUUCGAAGAAUUUUAUGAAACGUACAUUACAUAUGAAAUACGUUUAUUUCUCUACAACGUACGCGUGCGAAGAAAGAGGCAGAUACAAAUCUACGAUGAAGCCUGUGUAUAAAUGUAACUGUAUUAGCGCGUGUAUAUGUACAUUUAAGCAUCGAGCUGUAUAGAAAAAAAAAAGAAGAAAAAAAGAAGAGGAUAUAUACAUAUAAUUAUAAAGUACACAUAUAAUUAUCUUUAUCGACGGCGAGUGUCUUCGAAUGCACGCUGAAUCUUCGGGACACGUAUGUAAGCCUUGAUAAUAAAGACCAUGUCUUUUUUG
Messenger RNA from Frieseomelitta varia, 9955 nucleotides. RefSeq names its product mediator of RNA polymerase II transcription subunit 1-like (gene MED1). Gene Ontology annotation, biological process: regulation of transcription by RNA polymerase II. The coding region runs from base 215 to 5689 and encodes 1824 amino acids. The record is from RefSeq and is a predicted model, not a curated record. NCBI's taxonomy places the organism in Eukaryota, Metazoa, Arthropoda, Insecta, Hymenoptera, Apidae. The transcript is spliced from 8 exons. Gene Ontology annotation, cellular component: mediator complex. Gene Ontology annotation, molecular function: transcription coregulator activity.